Messenger RNA from Phialemonium atrogriseum, 2784 nucleotides. RefSeq names its product ubiquitin carboxyl-terminal hydrolase. The transcript has 2 exons. Gene Ontology annotation, cellular component: cytosol; nucleus. Lineage: Eukaryota; Fungi; Ascomycota; Sordariomycetes; Cephalothecales; Cephalothecaceae. Gene Ontology annotation, biological process: protein deubiquitination. The record is from RefSeq and is a predicted model, not a curated record. Gene Ontology annotation, molecular function: cysteine-type deubiquitinase activity. Bases 92 to 2311 code for a protein of 739 amino acids.
AGUACCUCAAAUGCAGCCAGCAAUGCCUCGCCGAAGCAUAAGAAGGAGGAGCCCGCCCCGGAGAUGACGCCCCUGGAGAAAGCACUCCAGCAUGCUGGGCCGCUCCGUGAAAAUGGUAGCGACAAGUUCUUCGGCCUCGAAAAUUUUGGAAACACAUGGUAUGGCAUCUUUAAUCUGCCGAAGGAGAUUCAUGCUCACCAAAAACAGCUACUGCAACUCGAUAGUCCAGGCCUUGUAUUACUCCGAGUCGUUUCGAGACAACGUUGUCAACUACCCACCUUCGCCGCCCUCAGACACGCCCAACGGGAAUUAUAGCAAGGUGAAUGUCACAAUCCGGCCCCCGACGAUCGCGAAUGGAGCCGCGACCGCUCCUGGUAAAGGUCAGAAAGGCUUGCCUGCUGCACAGACCGCCAAGCAACGGCAAGGUCUCGCCACUGGCCUGCCUGUCCCAGGUCAACCGGUGAGACCCGAGGACAGGCCAGAUUCUCCAGAAUACAAGAAGAAGCAAGCGAUGGUCAAGGGACCAGUGCUGGAGCUGGCGCGGGAGACUGCCGAGGCCUACGGCAUGCCGGAGUGCACCUUCACUGGAUUGAAGGAUAUUUUCACAGCCCUGAUCGAGAGCGAGACCCGAACCGGCGUUCUCAGCCCACAGAGAUUCUUGGACAUCUUCAAACGCGAUAACGAGAUGUUCCGAAACUCUAUGCACCAGGAUGCCCACGAAUUCUAUGGACUGGUCCUGAACGAUGUCAUCGCAAGUGUCGAAUCCAACGCCCGGAAGAGGCAAGAGAUCGGGAACAUGAAGGAUGGUUUGGCCCAGUCGGUGCAGAGCGCAGUCGGUGCGUCGACAGCAGUCACCAAAAGUCAAGGCAGCCCCGUCGCGAGGUUACCCGGAACAGGCUGGGUGCACGACAUCUUCGAGGGAGUCCUGACUUCUGAAACGAAGUGCCUCACGUGCGAGACGACCUCACAAAGGGACGAGACAUUCCUCGACCUCUCAAUCGAUCUAGAAGAGCACUCGUCGGUGACAUCGUGCCUGAGGAAGUUCUCCGCCGAGGAGAUGCUCUGCGAAAGGAACAAGUUUCACUGCGACCAUUGCGGGGGACUUCAGGAAGCAGAAAAGCGGAUGAAGAUCAAGCAACUACCCAAGGUCCUUGCGCUUCACCUGAAGCGCUUCAAGUACACCGAAGACUACAGCCGGCUACAGAAGCUUUUCCACAGAGUUGUCUACCCCUACCACCUCCGCAUGUUCAACACUACCGACGAUGCUGAAGAUCCGGAUCGUAUGUACGAGCUCUAUGCGGUCGUUGUUCAUAUCGGCGGCAACGCCUACCACGGCCACUAUGUGUCGGUCAUCAAAACCCAAGAUCGAGGCUGGCUGCUGUUCGACGACGAAAUGGUGGAGCCCGUUGACAAACACUUUGUGCGAAACUUCUUCGGCGACAAGCCGGGCAUGGCCUGUGCGUAUGUCCUGUUCUACCAGGAGACUACCUUCGAGAAGAUGCGGGAGGAACAGGAGGCCGAAGGACUUGAGGAAGUCAAGUUGGCCAGCCAGAAGGCCGACCUCGCCCUGGGUAAUGACCAUGUGAACGGUGUUGGGGCGACGCCGCUCUCCAAGCUCAACACCCAACCCGCUCUGGCCGUGGAAGAGAACGACACCUAUGCGACCUUAAAUCAAGUCCAGACCGCACCUGCUCUCGUCCCAACCAGCCCGGUCGUCCCGAGCGAUAUCCUCAAUCCACCCCCAGAACCCCCGUCUCGCCCGGUGGUAGUGGCAGUGCCUUCAGCCCCUGCGGUGAUGACAAAGCCAGACGAACCCGCCACGGUUCCACCCAAGACGAAGGAGGAAAGAGAACGGGAGAAGAAGGAGGCCAAAGCGCAGGAGAAAGCCCGCAAGGCCGCAGAGAAGGAGCAGGCCAGAUUAGAUGCCAAGCAACGAACUGAGAGGCAGGCCCGGAUCCGCGAGGCGCACAAGAACGAAUACGAGCAGCUGCAAAAGGCACUCCAAGAGAGCAAACAGUUGGCUGCCGAGGAAGGAAAGAGAAGGAAAGAGGUGGGCGAGGAGGGGCCACCUAAUGGGAGCCAGAGCCCAGGGUUCUUGAACAGAGCUAGCAAGGGAAGCUUAAGCAAGUCGAUGGCUCGCAAGAGCUUUGGAUUCCUGGGCAAGGGCGACAAGGGCGAUAGCAAUUCAACGUCCGAGGGCGCACACCAGAACGGCAGCGCGUCAGCAGGGCCGGCCGACAAGUCCGACAAGCCCCUUAAGGAACGAUUCAGUUUCGGCCUGGGACGGAAGAAGACCGAGAAGUCGUCUUAGCGGAAUGCGGCGUUUUUGGUGUUUGGAUACCAGCUGGUGUUGAUCUAUCUCCCUUUCACCCCCUUUCCCAAGGUCUAUCCAAUUGCAAAGCCACCAGAGCCACGGGAUCACACAAAAGGGCACGCCGAAUAAAGCACGGAGUGUACGAUUGCCGGGGAGGCGUCGGGACAUCUAGCGGAGAGCGUCAGGGGUGUUGAUUGUGUAGUCUUUUAACGGGCUAUCAAAAGCGGCAGCCAAACAAUUAUUGCGGUAAGGCUUGGUUGGAUAUCUGCUGUCACCCACAUCAUCCAUAAGGCUGGGCAUUUCGAUCGGCGUCAGAGGCCUGGCGGUUGGCAUUUGCCAACUCGCAUAUAUUGUACAAUAAUUCCAGCGUUGUGGUUGACCACGAGCAUUCGACCUCGGGUUUGCAUAUCAGAAAAAAAAGGGGGAGGUUGCCACUUUCGUGGCGUCUGGUUUUGGAUAAUGCUAAUAGG